AUGUCAGGCAAAGGAUUGGAGAAAACACUUCAAAAAUUAAGAGCUUCUGUCAACGACGGAAAAUACUAUGAAGCACAGCAAAUGUAUCGAACUGUCGCCAGAAGAUACAACAAGCAAGGAAAUUUUGCAGACACUAUCCGCUUACUCCAUGAUGGUUCCGUUUUAUUAUUUCAACAUAAGCAAUAUGGUUCAGCAUCUGAUUUAGCCAAUUACAUGCUUGACACUUAUAAGCUUGCACAUACUCCUGUUGAUGAGACAUCGUUAGACCGAAUCGUCGAACUGCUUAACCUUUUCCCUACGGCCGACAAUAGUCGUAAAGCUUUCAUCAGUAAUGCUUUUAAGUGGUCAAAAAAUGAGGGCAACUUCCCAGAGGGAGAUCCAGAGUUACAUGAUUUUGUUGGCACAAUGCUUUUCAACGAAAAGAAAUUCAAUUUGGCGGAAGAUCAUUUGCUGUUAGGAAAUAACCAUAGUGCUGAAGUUAUUGGUAAGUUAGCUUAUCAAUGGGCCGAGGACGAAAAAGUACAGUGGAAAGGUGUUUACCUUGCACGCGUAGUUUUCCAAUAUUUGGCGAAUAAAGAUAUCCAUCACGCAAGCUUAGCUUUCCAAAACUUUGUCAAGACUGCUGGAUUUCAAACAAUUGUUGCAGAAUCCAAAGUACGUCGUGCGCCUGCUGAUUCUGAGGCGUCUUCAGUCCCAGUGUUUUCAGAUCCUUGGAUGAACUUUACUCAACUUUUAUUAUUGACAGUACAAAGAGAUGGAAAAGAUUUAUUUACAGAAUUGAAAUCAAGAUAUAAACCACUCUAUGGAAACGAAACUAAUUUUGUCGAGCUUAUUGAUGACAUUGGGCUCGCCUUCUUUAACAUCCCUAAACCUAGAAAACAAGGCAAUAUGCUUCAAGAAAUGAUGGCUAGUUUAUUUUCUGGAGGUGCACCAGGCGCUGGUGGCAAUCCUUUGCUUGGUUUAGGCGGCGGUAAUGCAACGAGUGGCGCUGAACUUGAUUAA
Molecule: messenger RNA, 1002 nt
Organism: Mycotypha africana
Lineage: Eukaryota; Fungi; Mucoromycota; Mucoromycetes; Mucorales; Mycotyphaceae
Exons: 6
Coding region: 1-1002 (333 amino acids)
Biological process (GO): protein insertion into ER membrane
Cellular component (GO): cytosol
Molecular function (GO): protein binding
Source: RefSeq, a predicted model, not a curated record